AUGUGGCCCCUCUGGCUCCUCAUGUCCCUGCUGGCCCUGAGCCAGGCCCUGCCCUUCGAGCAAAAGGGUUUCUGGGACUUCACCCUGGACGAUGGGGUGACCAUGCUGAACGAUGAGGAGGCUUCCGGUGCCGACACCUCGGGCGUCCCGGACCUGGAUGCCCUCACGCCCACCUUCAGCGCCAUGUGUCCUUUCGGCUGCCACUGCCACCUGCGGGUGGUUCAGUGCUCGGACCUAGGUCUGAAGUCUGUGCCCAAGGAGAUCUCCCCCGACACCACACUGCUGGACCUCCAGAACAAUGACAUCACUGAGCUCCGGAAGGACGACUUCAAAGGCCUGCAGCACCUCUAUGCUCUCGUCCUGGUGAACAACAAAAUCUCUAAGAUACAUGAGAAGGCCUUCAGCCCCCUGCGGAAGCUGCAGAAGCUCUACAUCUCCAAGAACCACCUGGUGGAGAUCCCUCCCAACCUGCCCAGCUCCCUGGUGGAGCUCCGUAUCCAUGACAACCGCAUCCGCAAGGUGCCCAAGGGCGUGUUCAGUGGGCUGCGCAACAUGAACUGCAUCGAGAUGGGCGGGAACCCCCUGGAAAACAGUGGCUUUGAACCUGGAGCCUUCGAUGGCCUGAAGCUCAACUACCUGCGCAUCUCUGAGGCCAAGCUCACCGGCAUCCCCAAAGACCUCCCUGAGACCCUGAAUGAACUCCACCUGGACCACAACAAAAUCCAGGCUAUUGAGCUGGAGGAUCUGCUCCGGUACUCCAAGCUGUACAGGCUGGGCCUGGGCCACAACCAGAUCCGCAUGAUCGAGAACGGAAGCCUGAGCUUUCUGCCCACCCUGAGGGAGCUGCACUUGGACAACAACAAGCUGUCCAAGGUGCCUGCUGGCCUUCCGGAUCUCAAGCUACUCCAGGUGGUCUACCUGCACACCAACAACAUCACCAAGGUGGGCGUCAACGACUUCUGCCCCAUGGGCUUCGGGGUCAAGCGGGCCUACUACAACGGCAUCAGCCUCUUCAACAACCCUGUGCCCUACUGGGAGGUGCAGCCAGCCACCUUCCGCUGUGUCACCGACCGUCUGGCCAUCCAGUUUGGCAACUACAAGAAGUAG
Pipistrellus nathusii (Nathusius's pipistrelle) is the source of this 1107-nucleotide messenger RNA. The record is from the annotation of a GenBank genome assembly. NCBI's taxonomy places the organism in Eukaryota, Metazoa, Chordata, Mammalia, Chiroptera, Vespertilionidae.